AGAGAGAGAGAGGGAUAUAUAGGGAAUCUCUUGUUUUCUUUUCUUUUUUUUUUCUUUUUUUUUUUAUUUAAAAAAAUUAUUUUUAUUUAAAAAAAACAUUUUUUAAUCACUUUUGAAAUGGUCUUUCUUUCAGGUAUGGAGCAAACGAAAGAUGCAAUGUGGGAUCGUAUCGAGGAGAAGUUCUUCACGGAGAUGAAGAAGGACGGCUCCUACCGAACCCGGGACCAACUCACUUCCAAAUGGAGCCACAUCAACAAAAAAGUCCGAAAGUUUAUCGGAGUUUACGAGGAAUGCUCCUGGUCCCAGAGGAGCGGCACGAAUGACGCCGAUGUUCUCCGGCUUGCCACGACCCGGUAUCAAGACGACGGGCACCAAGGCAAGGUGCCCAUCGAUCUUUGGAAGAUUUUGAGUCGUUCCCCGAAGUUGCAACAACUCAACAAUCCCGACGGCGGAUCGUUCCAGAAAAGAUCCACCUUCGACGCCGAGGUUGAGGUCGACGAGACUAUCGGUUCAACCGAUCAAAUCCCUCCCUUCAACGUUGCGGAUUCCGAUGACGAGGACCCCAUUACACGGCCGAUCGGAAGAAAGAAGGCAAAAUCCAUUGCCUCCGGUUCAGGAGGGUCUCUGUUUCCGCUUCUUCCCGCGACGAAAUCGGCCGGGAAAUGGUUGAACAACUUCGGGCGUUCAAUCUCCAAGAACAAGAGAGACGAACUUAUUUUUGAAGGCGUGCCUUGGGCGGCGGAUCAUAGAGCAGGCUACAAAGGCCCAAACACAUUAUUCUGAACAUAAUUUAGAUUGAGGUCUCAUUCCAUCUCUACGAUGAAUGAUCUGGGCCCAAGGACUGAGUAAAGUAAUGGGCUAAGCUUAGCCCACCAGAGCAAAUCGGAAGAUAUACUAAUCGUGGGAUUGGAGGGUGAUUGUUGACUGAUUCCAUCACCUAUAAUUAUCUUUUUUACUUUCUUAUUCUAAUUGUUUCAAGUAUACAAUCGGAUCGGAUUUCACACUUGGAUUUUUAUGUUAGAUCGAUUCGAUUUUCACUUGGUAUGCACGAAUACCAAGUAAAUUUGUUAAGUUGGA
This is a messenger RNA of Cuscuta campestris, 1077 nucleotides long. Lineage: Eukaryota; Viridiplantae; Streptophyta; Magnoliopsida; Solanales; Convolvulaceae. The record is from the annotation of a GenBank genome assembly.